Linum trigynum is the source of this 1865-nucleotide messenger RNA. The record is from the annotation of a GenBank genome assembly. NCBI's taxonomy places the organism in Eukaryota, Viridiplantae, Streptophyta, Magnoliopsida, Malpighiales, Linaceae.
ACUUGAAAUUAGUAAGAAAAACUAAUUCUACUAUGACUCAAUUAACCUGGGUGUUUGACAAAUUAAGAAAACAUAUAUAAAUUGGAGUCACCAUCAGAUGAGCAAUAACUAACGUCUUUUCUCAUCCCCUGUUAAGCUAACCGCUGCUAAUAUGCAGAGCCACGAUGAUCAUGUACGAAAUUUAUUUAUCAAUCAGAAUGGCAAGAUCGUUGUCAAAUUCGAUAAUGACCCAGCCAAGGACGCAACCACUGAAAUCUCGGCAUACUGUUACUGAAUCUUGUAGAUGCAGAAACCAUUGUUGGGAUCAUAGUUGCAUUUCAUUGAGCACUUCACAGGUUCGUAAGUCGAGAGGGAAUAGAAGUUGGGGAAGGCGCUCGGCGAGAAUGGAUAGCGAGGGGAAGGGGGAAGAUGGGGACGGCGGCGGGAAUGGAUUGCAAGAGGAACCGUACUGGUUCGAUGUCGGCGGCGGGAAGAUUAGCGUAUUGUGAGAAGAGGUUUGUGGUUUUGGACCGCAACCGUGCGGUUUCGGUCAACCCGUAUCGCAAAACCGCAAACCAUUUAAGAAUUAUACCGCAAUUGAAACUGCAAUAUUAAUGGUGCGGUUUGGAUUGACCGCAUAAGCGAUUUGGAGUGGGCGGAACGGUUUGGACCGCACCAACGCCCACCCCUAGCCUGAACUUCAACAACCCUCGAGUCUACUAUUUCCCCCUUGUCCUGCAUAGCUGCAACCACUUCCCCUUAUUCUAUUUCCACUUUUGGAUCAGGUAGACUACCUCCUCUUGCUACUUCAAAGCAUUACAAUCGUGUCCAAAAUGAUGACACUUAACACACACUAAUGGCUUAUUGUAGUAAUCCAGUUGCAGAUGAAAGGUUGGUCGAUGAUCAGGCACAAGCUUUACAGAAUCAUGGAACUCCAUAUCGACAUUCAUUUCAACGCAGAUUUUUGGGUAUCCUAGCCUUAUUCCCAUUCUGGUUGAUUGAUUAAACCAUAAAGGCUUUCCAAUCAUACUAGCAAGCCUAGUCAAAAUUCUCCCUUUUGUGUAUUUCAGCAGUAAAUCGAUCACCUUUACCCAAAUUUGUACCUCUGCCCUAGGUUUUUCCGGAUAUAGCACAUAUCAUUGUUGAGUUGCCAGGGACCGCUUGUAAAGACCCAAUGUGCGGAGGAUUCACUAGGAAAUUGAAAUAGAAGUAGUCUCUUACCCAGCCCCGAAACCCUAACGCCACCAUCUAUGCUCUAGAGCUUCUUCGCCCAAGCUUGAACUUGCUGAAUGUGAGGGAACCUAAGAGGAAGAGACGACAGACAUAGAAGGCUGGUCUUUUAACUAGACGAGUAAGCAAAAAUCCUUUGUAAGAAGCUGGAUUGAGUUCGUUCAAGCUAGAUCUAGAUUGAAGGGGUGUAGGAAAGGGAAGGAGUGAAGAACUGAGAAGUGGGUUUUGGUGGGUGGUAAUGAAUGUAUUGAUAUACAGCUGAGAUUUUGUAGGGGAUGAAGGUGAUGGCAAAAUAUUUGAGGCUACCGUUGAACUCGAGGCUAGGAAGAAAGAAAAGAAAACUAAGCACCUCAUUAGAGGAUUUGAAACUUUGAGGGUACCACCAUUGAUGAUGAAAUCAUCUUCUUAGUUAUAGACUCUCCUAUGCAAGCUAACCUCUUACUCGAGUAUAGUAUAGAGGUUUUUGUGUGAUUGUGCAACCUUUCCAAACUAAUGAGCCCGGCCCUAUAUUUAUAGGUGAAGAACUCGGAUUAAAAAGUCCUACACCGAAUAUGAAAGAGUCUCCUUCUCAUUGUGGACUAAGCAAACAUCCCCAACAAGGUUAGGUGUUAUAUCCCAACUGGCAUCGUUCCUUCGAAUACAGCGUUAAAUCGUUC